Molecule: messenger RNA, 2313 nt
Organism: Aspergillus clavatus NRRL 1
Lineage: Eukaryota; Fungi; Ascomycota; Eurotiomycetes; Eurotiales; Aspergillaceae
Product: pentatricopeptide repeat-containing protein
Exons: 2
Coding region: 1-2313 (770 amino acids)
Molecular function (GO): protein binding
Source: RefSeq, a predicted model, not a curated record
AUGCUUCGCUGUAGCAAUGCGGCUGCGCUUCGGACAGGUGUUGAAUAUACCAUGUCGUUGAGGCGUCUAACAUCGUCACGAUGGACAAAGUCCGCACCGGGCAUGUUCUACGCUACUCCCCUUGCGCGCGCCGCACAGCGGGGUCUCGUCGGGAGACAAUUGCCGUCCUGGAGAUCAAUCGCCGUGAAGCAGUACUCGACGGAAACUUCGGUGUCAGAUCCCACGGCUGAGGUGGGUGUUACGACCACAGAGACGAGCCCUGCAGAUGUUGCCGAGCCGCAGAAAGAGGUUCGGAAGAAACGACGGGACGAUGGAGGCGGGUCGCUCUUGGAUCUUGCCAUGGGCACAUCCUCCACAGCGCACGGGGAAGACCCCGAGGCUAUGGGGGCGACAAUAUCCAGGAAGGUGGUGGAGAUGGAGCUGAAGUGGUUGAAGGACCCGAAGGUGCUGGCGGACCGAGUUGCGAGAGUCCUGCAAGCGGGAGACGCACCUCUGGCGGUGGCGCUUAUUCGCAAGGCACAGAUGGAGAAAAUGGAGUGCACAGUGGCUUGGAACCACUUAUUCGAGUAUUGUUUGAAGCAAGGAGAGCCUAAAGCUGCGUUCAAAUUCUGGAAUGAGAUGAAGAAGCGUGGACGAAAGCCGAAUUCAUGGGCCUAUACAAUCAUGCUCAACGGUCUCAGCACAUCGAAGAAAUCUCAAGGGUUCAACCCGGUGAAAACGGCUUUAUCCAUCUACAGAUCCAUCUACGCCAGCAACUCUGCCGUCAAACCGAGUAUCAUCCACACCAAUGCCAUGCUCAAUGUCUGCUCUCGCCACGGAGAUAUGGAUACGCUGUGGGAAGUCGCGGGUGAGCUGCCGGAGGACGGGCCCGGUUCGCCAGAUCCCUUAACCUACACCGUCAUCCUGAGAGCAAUUCAGAACGCCGCUCAGCGGGACGUGGAAAAGCUGGGACCUUCGGAUGUUCAACAAAUACUGGCCCGGAAGGCCCAGGCUGUCAAGGAAGGCAAAAGGAUCUGGUCUGACGUUGUCUACCGCUGGCGCAAGGGUCAGAUCGCUCUAGACAACAAGCUUGUGGGCGGCAUGGCCAGCCUUCUUCUAGAAGGGGCAACUCAGCGUGACUGCUAUGACAUCUUCGCGUUGAUGAAUCAGGCGUUUGGAAUUCCUAACCUUGCGAGCAAGCCGCCCCCCGAGGCCCAACACACAUCCGCACGACCUGGACAGUGGAACACUUCAAGUGAAACAAAAAACCUGGAAGACGUUCCCUUUGUGGAUGCGGACAACCGUGUGUACAGGCCGACAGAAACCGAGACAGAGCCAGCGAAAGAAGAACAAGAAGAAGAUGAAGAUGAGAACUUUGAGAAUCUUUUUGAUCCAGUGAUCCCCGUCAGCCCCGGAUUCGCACCAAAGACACAUUUGAUUACAACUGGAGGACCUGGUCCCCAAUUUAUCACUGCUGGCAAUAAGGAACUCUGUACGAUUUUGGAGGCUUGUCUGACCAUGACUCAGGGGCUGGGUCUUGCGAAGAAUUAUUGGCAAUACCUCACGGAAGAAGGCAAUGAACACAUAAUACAUGCAGAUAUGGGAUCUAUUCAUGCUUAUUUACGAAUCCUCAGGCUGGCCCGUUCUAGUCGUCUUGCCACCGACCUUAUUCGCUAUAUGCCUAAUCCACAGCCAAAGACAUUCCAUAUUGCCUUGAGCUGUUGCCGUCGAGACCGCAGGAAUAUGAAUGCCCUCAAGUAUGCCAAUGAGCUUCUGGAUAUCAUGUCCAAGACUUUGGUCCUUCCUCACCCCAAGGCUCUCGAAGAUUACUUGGACUUCGUGCAAGUCUUACUGGACAACCCGCAACACCUCAUGGCAUUGAAUGGACUGAAAGUCAAACGGAAUCCCAUGGAUCCUCUGGCCACAUUAGGUCGCAAACUACGACUCGGCUUGCUAAGCUUCGCUGUGCAAAAUUUGCAACCUCAUAUCACAAAACUCAAAGAAGCCAUGGAGCAUGGAAGGAUUAGUCGGAACUCAUCUCUGGAUCGACCCAGAGAUCAAACAGAGCAAUCCAUUUCCGGGUCUCUUGCGCUGAAGGUGUUAGUUCGGACAAGAGGCUUGAUUGAUGAGCUUUUGAAAAGUGAAAAUACUCCUCUACUCAACAAGUAUGACUGCCAGCAAUGGAAACGCGAGGCAACCGCACUUCGCAAAUUCUCCGAUACUGAGAUGGUCAACAAAUUCAGAAACACCCUCGUGCACCCGACGCCGGCGCAGCUCACAGCCUUUGAAGAAAAGCGUGAUAUCCCUGUUGAUACUCAAAAAUGGGUCAAGUGA